Molecule: messenger RNA, 2503 nt
Organism: Seriola dumerili (greater amberjack)
Lineage: Eukaryota; Metazoa; Chordata; Actinopteri; Carangiformes; Carangidae
Gene: tmem255a
Product: transmembrane protein 255A
Exons: 10
Coding region: 209-1243 (344 amino acids)
Source: RefSeq, a predicted model, not a curated record
GAUGUGAAUGAGACGGACUCGGGUUCAGCGGGGACGGAGGGCUGCUGUCAAAGAAUGCCUCAGCAAACGAACGCACCGUCUGCAUUAGCUCCUGAUUGUAAACAUUUAGCUUCCAAAUAUAUAGCGUAUAACAUUUAGUCGUGACUGUUUUUUUUUUUAUUUGCAAGAGGAUCGUCCGGUGGACUACGUUAAACAUCCUGAAGCCAGCAUGCCUCCAGCUCAGAGCCUUCAAUCGAGCGGACUGACUCUCUCAGAAACAAGCAUGGGUUCCUUUAAGAGGAGGAAGAGGAAAUCCAUAAUAGUGACGGUGAUGCUGCUCAUCGUAUCUGUGCUCAUCCUCAUCUUUGGCCUGGCAGCAACUACCAGGACGCAGAACAUCACAGUGGGCGGCUACUACCCAGGAGUCAUUCUGGGCUUUGGCUCUUUUCUGGGAAUUAUCGGUGCUCAUUUGAUAGAGAACAAGAGGCAGAUGUUAGUGGCAUCUAUUGUCUUCAUCAGUUUCGGAGUGGUGGCUGCCUUCUGCUGUGCUAUUGUUGAUGGAGUAUUUGCUGCAAGGCACAUUGACCUCAGGCCUCUGUAUGCCGGCCGUUGUGAGUAUCACUCCAGCGAGACAGCAUCUGACCGUGAUGUGCCGUGUCAGACAAUGUCGCGCUCGUCCUGUAACCUGCGCGUGAAGAGCAACACCUGUUACUGCUGCGACCUCUACAACUGCGGGAAAGAACAUCCUCUUAUGGGACUUCAGAAUAAAGAUGUUUUGAAAAAGUUUAGGAAAUCAUCCAUGAUUUGGAACCGUGUAGAGGUGAUUGGAGGCUACCAUGAAUACACUGAUGUGAGGAGCUGCCAGGACGUGGUGCACCUCUAUCACCUGCUGUGGUCCGCUACCAUCCUCAACAUUGUGGCCCUCUUCCUGGGCAUCAUUACGGCUGCAGUGCUGGGAGGCUUCAAGGACAUGACUCCCUCUCCUGCAUCGGAGAGUUCAUCUGAACCAGAGGCCAUCACAGCCCCCGUCCCCUCAGAGCCUCCUCCACCCACCACUUCUCUCAACUCCUAUUACAACACUGCCCCCUGCCUGCCGCCAUACACUGCCUACGACCUGCAGGGCUCCUUCAUGUUCCCUGACUCCUCCGGCCUGUCAGAUGACUCCCAGUCUGGAGCCAGCCACCUGUGGCCCACUAUGGUCCCUCCACGCUACUCCCCUCCUCACAACCAUCCUGAUGAGAAGCCCCCACCGUACAGCCCGUAAGACGGCUUCGAGCAAAGAAAACACCUCAAGCGCUAUUAGCUUGUUGUUAGAUGCUGAAUGAGUGGUUUGAAUGCACAACGCCUCUGGGCUUUUCCUCACAAUCGUUCAGAACUGCAGUGAAGGGAAGGUGGUGAGGAGGAGGACGUCCACAGAGUACACGGACUUUGAGUUCAGCCCAACACAAGGGAGCGAGUGUUUGUCUCCCAGGGCGCCACUCACACUCUGGCCUGCACUGUGUGUGUGUGCGUGUGUGUGUGCGUGCGUGCAUGUGUGCGUGUGUGUGUGUGUGUGCGUGCACAUACACAUCAAGAGAUACAACCAGUUCAAAGCCAGGACUGUUUACACAUCUAUCUGCCUUAAUGCAAAUGGACUUCCUGCGCUGCAGCACUCUGUCACCUGGAUGUAUUCUGUGCAAGGUCAACAAAAAAAACAAACUCUCCUCCAGCUCAUGCUUUACAUUCACCUCUCUUUAGUGUAAAUGCUUCCUGCUUCGAGUGGUACUGAUGAUAACAUCCUCACUGUGAGGACCUGGACUGAUUAGUACAGCUGCGACCCUCAUGUCAGAUUAAUGCAGAGUUAGAUGAAAGCUUUCCCGAAUCUGGAUCAGCUUGAAUUAAAUUAAAAACUUUAGAGUUUUAGGCCCAAGCCGUCGUUCCUUUAGCAGUUGAAAGUGUCAGUGUACAUUAUCUAAGGAAAAGUUAGCAGUAACGGAGGUAUUACAUGCUCAUAAUGUAUGUACAGCAGUAUGAUAUACAGAAGCUCUUUUAGCAGUUAGGCCUAAGGUUUGCAAACAGAUCUUGGUAUCUAUUUAUCAACUCUUCACUUUAUGUUAAAGAAUAUCCUGAUCAAUGUGUGAUGAACUUUGCAGAGCAGUGUUAAUGAAGAAAAAAUAAGCUAUUCUACCUAAAGUAGUUGUUGAAGAAAUACAGUUAAUAAUUACACUCUGAACUCUAUUUAUUGUAUUUUCCACUAAAAAGCUGCAAAGCAGGUAAGCAUAUGUAUGUCUCUCUCUUUGUAAGUAGUACUAAUGUCACAUCUACGAGCUGAAAUGUGUUGUCCUUGUCACUCAUUUGAGAAGAUUGAGUGUGAACAGUCAGUGCUGGAUUCACUGACAUGAGAUGGGAGAUCAUGAAGAACGGUCGGCAGAAGUGUAAACUUACUCCAUGUCCAUGAAACCAGUCUCUGUCAGCUUUAAUCACUGCUUUUUAUAAUUUAAACCACACAUUCUCAGGGGCUGAUAAAGUGUCAGUUCCUUUUUUG